This is a messenger RNA of Carassius auratus (goldfish), 434 nucleotides long. RefSeq names its product C-C motif chemokine 8-like. Gene Ontology annotation, biological process: immune response. Gene Ontology annotation, molecular function: chemokine activity. Gene Ontology annotation, cellular component: extracellular region. The annotation marks the transcript as partial. The transcript has 4 exons. NCBI's taxonomy places the organism in Eukaryota, Metazoa, Chordata, Actinopteri, Cypriniformes, Cyprinidae. The record is from RefSeq and is a predicted model, not a curated record.
GAGCUAGUGAGAGACUUGAAUAUAUUCUCUCUGACUCCAGAAGUGAGCACUGAAGAUCGACUGUGACAAUGGAGACACGCAGGACCCUCAUGAGGAGUUUGGCUGUUGCGGUGGUCAUUGCAUCUAUGAUCUGGACUACAACAGCUCAAGUUCAAAAACCGAAGUACUCAUGCUGCACUAAAGUCCUCAGAGACAAGCUGACCGAUCCUAUCAUCAAUAUCAGGCUGCAACCUGAAAGUCUUCCAUGUGUGAGGGCCGUCAUCUUUGAGACGGAGCAGGGAGAUUUCUGCAUUGACCCAAGACAAUCAUGGGUGAAGGAGAUAGUUAAGCAGUUUUUCAGCAGCGCUCAAAGAAACAAACCCCUGACUUCCACAGCACCCCCAACAUCAUCUAUUAGUGACCAAACUCAUGUGGGAGGAGCUACACAAGACAAG